GCGAAGGUCACGGCAGCGCUGGGAAGAUGGCGGCGGGGGCCGGGGGCUGCCGGAAAUGUCUCAUCAGUGGCGUGUGGCUUAUAUCCAGAAGAUACCCAGUCCCUGCAGUCCCUAGGGGUACAGUGUAUGGACUGGGCAGGCCUGGUUCAGAGAGCCAGCAGUCUAGAUGCUACUCUACUCGAGGAAGAAAGGGUUUCAUAUCAGGUUUUGUGGAGAACAUCAAACAGGAAUUAGCAAAAAACAAGGAGAUGAAAGAAAGCAUUAAAAAAUUUCGAGAUGAAGCCAAGAAGCUGGAAGAGUCAGAUGCACUUCGAGAAGCAAGGAGGAAAUAUAAAACCAUUGAGUCUGAAACUGUGAAGACCUCAGAAGUGAUUAAAAAGAAACUUGAAGAAAUAACCGGGACAGUUAAAGAGAGUCUGGAUGAAGUCAGCAAGAGCGAUAUUGGCCGCAAGAUCAAGGAAGGUGUGGAAGAAGCAGCAAAAACUGCAAAGCAGUCAGCAGAGUCGGUGACAAAAGGAGGGGAGAAAUUAGGCAAGACAGCAGCCUUCAAAGCUAUUUCUCAGGGAGUAGAAACCGUUAAGAAGGAAAUAGAUGAAAGUGUUUUAGGGCAGACUGGUCCUUACAAACGCCCGGAGCGACUACGAAAAAGAACAGAGUUCUCAGGAGAGAGGAUUAAAGAGGAACGAAUAUUUGAAGCUAAUGAGGAGGCCAUGGGUGUAGUGCUGCAUAAAGACUCCAAAUGGUACCAGCAGUGGAAAGAUUUCAAGGACAACAACGUGGUCUUCAAUAGGUUCUUUGAAAUGAAAAUGAAGUAUGAUGAAAGUGACAAUGCCUUCAUUCGAGCUUCCAGAGCUGUCACAGACAAAGUCACUGACUUAAUAGGUGGAUUGUUCUCAAAGACAGAAAUGUCUGAAGUUUUGACAGAGAUACUCAGAGUGGAUCCAACCUUUGACAAAGAUCGGUUUUUAAAGCAGUGUGAGCGUGAUAUCAUCCCCAAUGUCUUGGAGGCUAUGAUGUCUGGAGAGCUUGAUAUCCUCAAAGAUUGGUGCUAUGAAGCAACUUACAGUCAACUUGCUCAUCCAAUCCAGCAAGCCAAAGCCAUGGGGCUCCAGUUCCACUCCAGCAUCCUUGACAUUGACAACAUUGAUCUGGCUAUGGGGAAGAUGAUGGAGCAGGGACCAGUGUUGAUCAUCACUUUCCAGGCUCAGGUGGUGAUGGUGAUUAAGAACCAGCAGGGGGAAGUGGUGGAAGGUGACCCGGAUAAGGUUCUGCGGAUGCUGUACGUGUGGGCCCUCUGCAGGGACCAGGAUGAGCUCAACCCCUACGCUGCCUGGAGGUUGUUGGACAUUUCCUCCUCAAGCACUGAGCAGGUUCUCUGAGCAGAACCACAUCCAGUGACUUCCUGUACCUCUUCUUCAGCACCACCACCUCCCAACUUGCACCAGUCUGCCCUACGAUGGACCCUGGGGGAAAGAGGAGGAGGAGGAGGAGGCUGGGUUGAUCCCUUUUUAGAAGAACUUUUGGGGGUUCCCUCUGCUGAACUGGGGGGAGUCUGAGGUCUCAGCCUUAUGCUUUGCUGUGUUGUGUUGCACUGUAAGGGUGUCCUGGGGGUUCCAAUGCAGAUGGUCUGAGACACAA
Molecule: messenger RNA, 1638 nt
Organism: Calypte anna (Anna's hummingbird)
Lineage: Eukaryota; Metazoa; Chordata; Aves; Apodiformes; Trochilidae
Gene: TIMM44
Product: translocase of inner mitochondrial membrane 44
Exons: 13
Coding region: 27-1379 (450 amino acids)
Biological process (GO): protein import into mitochondrial matrix
Cellular component (GO): mitochondrial inner membrane
Molecular function (GO): protein-folding chaperone binding
Source: RefSeq, a predicted model, not a curated record